Messenger RNA from Ostrea edulis (European flat oyster), 3167 nucleotides. RefSeq names its product very long-chain specific acyl-CoA dehydrogenase, mitochondrial-like. Gene Ontology annotation, molecular function: very-long-chain fatty acyl-CoA dehydrogenase activity; fatty-acyl-CoA binding; flavin adenine dinucleotide binding. The record is from RefSeq and is a predicted model, not a curated record. Bases 96 to 1982 code for a protein of 628 amino acids. The transcript has 19 exons. NCBI's taxonomy places the organism in Eukaryota, Metazoa, Mollusca, Bivalvia, Ostreida, Ostreidae.
UGACAUGUAAAACCGGACGUUGAACGACCUCUUUCGUAAACACAAAUCUAAGCUUUGGUACAGUGGUUACUGUGAAGACAGACGAAAUAGAAAAAAUGCUUAGAACAUCUUCAUUUUUUACCUCGCUCGGGAGGAGAUCAGUCUUGGGAAGCUUCAGAUAUGCUAGUUCAGCAGCAGCUCAGAAAAAGACAGAUGAAACCAAGGCCUCCUCAGGACAGACAAAGGAGUCCAAGUCUUUUGGCAUGAACAUUUUCAGAGGAGUUGUUAAAACAGAUCAAGUCUUCCCUUUUCCAGAAGUGUUGGACACUGAACAAAAAGAGACCUUACAGAUGCUUGUGGAUCCAUGUGCCAAGUUUUUUGAGGAAGUUAAUGAUCCCCUGAAAAAUGACAGCAUUGAGAAAGUUGAAGACAAGGUUAUGGAGGGAUUAAAAGAGAUGGGAGCUUUUGGUCUGCAAGUGCCGAUUGAUAAUGGUGGACUUGGCCUGACAAACACUCAGUAUGCUCGUCUGGUGGAAAUUGUUGGGUCACAUGACCUAGGUGUCGGAAUCACACUGGGUGCUCAUCAGUCCAUUGGUUUCAAAGGGAUUCUUUUGUUUGGAUCAAAAGAACAGAAGGAAAAGUAUCUCCCAGACCUAGCAUGUGGCAAAAAUGUGGCAGCGUUUUGUUUGACAGAGCCAGGCAGUGGUUCAGAUGCUAGUUCUAUCAAAACAAAAGCAGUUCUCUCCCCUGACGGUAAACAUUACAUACUGAACGGCAGCAAAAUCUGGAUCAGUAACGGAGGCCUUGCAGAAAUUUUCACCGUGUUUGCUAAGACACCUGUUAAGGAUGAGAAAACUGGUGAAACAAAAGAGAAAGUCUCUGCCUUCAUUGUUGAACGUUCUUAUGGAGGUGUUUCUAAUGGACCCCCUGAAAAGAAGAUGGGGAUUAAAGCCUCCAACACGGCGGAGGUAUACUUUGAGGAUUGCAAGGUCCCUGUAGAGAAUCUCCUGGGAGGAAUUGGUGGAGGAUUCAAGGUGGCCAUGAACAUUCUGAACAAUGGAAGGUUUGGAAUGGCAGCUGCCUUGUCAGGAACCAUGUCAAGUUGUAUCAAGAAAGCCGUUGAAUUUGGCUCUCAGAGGAAGCAGUUUGGAGACUUGAUUAGUAACUACGGGGCGAUUCAGGAGAAAAUUGGUCGUAUGGUGAUGAUGCAGUACGUCACCGAGUCUAUGGCGUAUAUGUUGUCUGCCAAUAUGGAUCAAGGAUCCACAGAGUUCCAGAUAGAGGCUGCCAUUAGCAAGAUUUAUGCUUCAGAAGCUGCUUGGUUCUGUGCAGAUGAGGCAAUUCAAAUCAUGGGAGGAAUGGGAUAUAUGAGAGAUAGUGGUUUAGAGAGAGUGAUGAGAGAUUUAAGGAUUUUCAGAAUUUUUGAAGGAACAAAUGACAUUCUAAGACUUUUCAUAGCUCUAACUGGAAGCCAGUAUGCUGGAAGCUACCUCAAAGAAUUGAAGAAGGCCAUGUCAAACCCCUUGGGUAAUAUUGGAAUGUUCUUGGAGUAUGGCAGCAAAAAAGUACUGAAGUCUAAAACUGACGACAAUGGAGCUAAGGCACACAUUCAUCCUUCUCUAUCAAGCUCUGCGGACCAGACCUUCGCUGCUGUUGGUGAAUUUGGAUCAGUUGUAGAACAGCUACUGAUGACUCAUGGGAAAAACAUUACCAACCAGCAAUUCCUUUUGAAGAGGGUAGCAGACUCAGCAAUUGAUAUUUAUGGCAUGGUUUCUGUCCUGUCCAGAGCUUCAAGGUCACUGAAAGAAGGUCACAGUUCAGCUGACCACGAGGCUACAAUCACCAAAAUCUUCUGUAAUGAGGCCAAAGCUAGAAUUGACACCAAUCUACAGGCAUGUCAUGCAACAAAAGGCGAAAAGGAAAACUUUGUUGGGUUGGAGAGGAUUUCCAAAGAUGUUGUGGCAAAUGGAGGUCUCUUACAAAGACACCCAUUAGGAUUCUAAAGGGUUUCUUAUAAAGGGUUUCUUACGAACAACGGAGAUGAAAAAUCAGCACAACACUUUUUAUUGUUUUUUUAACCAAUGUUUACGCCUCUUGCAUUAGCCAUGAUGGACAACUGGCCUUAACAAAUUCAUUGGAAUAGUUCUUGGAGUGAAAAUACAAUUAUUUCAGACCUUGGAACAAUUUUUUGUCACCUUUUUUAUGAAUCACUGAAGGCAUAGAAUAAUGAAGCCCUCUUUGCAGAGUGCACAAACUGAUUAGAUAUUACAUCUCUGUUACUGAAAUAUCUUGGCAUAUAAUGAGUUGUGAUUUAUUAAUAUUACCUCGUCAUACUUCAUCUGUAGACAUUCUGCAUGAAUUCUGUUUUGUAUAUAUUUGUGUAUUGGUAGAUCUUGAGAAUUAUCUGUGAUAAGAAUUAUGUCUAUUGCAGGAGACAAAUGAUUUUUCAUUCAGUAGAAGACCGGUGUAAAAUUAUUUGUAUCUGAUGUUUUCUUUCAUUUCUGUGAAUUCUAGUUUUCAGAUCAUUUGUAAACUAUAGUCUUGAACAUAAUGGUUUAUAAGAUACUCUGUAACAUUUUUUUUUUUUCUUUCAAAAGAUAAUGAUAAGUGAUUUUACUUCUUUUUUCGGAAAGAAGAAAAGGUACAAAUUAAAUAACAUAUCAGUUAAUGUCGGAUAAUAUUUAUGUUAAUAGGGAAUCAAAUUUUUGUAUGCAUAUUAUUUUACUUGCCGUUAUAGAUCAAGUUUUAUUUAUUGGACAACAUGAUUGAGGAGUCAGUGUGUGAAUCUCGUGUACAGAGGAUGUGCACGUGUCUUCCGCUUUAGAGAUUCUGUAGAAGUACGUGUACAUGUAUCUGCAAUGCUCAGCAAUGCAAUUUGUAAUAUAUGGUCAAUCUUUUCUGUGUUGUUUAACCUUGCUGUCAUUUUAUCAAGCAAGGUCCUGUCACUCAAACAAUUCUUGAAAUACACACUGUUCAAAAGCACUAACAGAAUGUUAAAUGUUUUAAUUUUUUUUUUUUAUUUGCUUAUGUGCACAAGGAACAAAAGCAACACUUAGUAUAUGAAUUGUAGAUAUAGGCUAUGUUUGAAUGCAUGUAGACCCAAAGAGUUAAAUAUGGAUACUAGUAUUUGGUUCUGUAUCAGUUGUAUACAAUUUGAAAUGGUGUUAAUAAAUUUUCUUACAUGUAGA